Molecule: messenger RNA, 465 nt
Organism: Paramecium pentaurelia
Lineage: Eukaryota; Ciliophora; Oligohymenophorea; Peniculida; Parameciidae
Source: the annotation of a GenBank genome assembly
UAUGAGUGAUAAAAAUUGUUUUGAACCUAUUUGUGAAAAGGAAGACAUUCUCAAUUUUAAAUCCAAAAAGAAAUCUAAGCUUUAAUUUGAAGAUGAAUAACCAAUUCAAGAAUGUCCAUUAAAUAGGGCUACUUAUGGAAAUUAUACUUGGAAUAUGUUGCAUACUACAGCAAUCUAUUAUCCAGAUGAACCUACUUUGGAAUAAUAAUAGAAAAUGAGAAAUUUCUUUGAUGCGAUUGCUGAGUUUUAUGCUUGUAAACAUUGUAAAGCUCAUUUUCAAAAGGAUAUAUUAAAAUGUAAAUGGUAUGUUAAUGUAUAUUAGAUCCUUCAUAAGUAACAUCAAGGAAAGAUCUUUCGAUUUGGUUAUGUUAGAGACAUAAUGAUGUGAAUUAAUAACUUGGCAAAGUACAAUUUGAUUGUAGUUUUGAAAAUCUUGAGAAGAGAUGGAGAACAGGAUGUUAAUGA